Messenger RNA from Hypanus sabinus (Atlantic stingray), 5853 nucleotides. It is a transcript of the gene sgsm1a, whose product is annotated as small G protein signaling modulator 1a. Gene Ontology annotation, biological process: activation of GTPase activity. The transcript has 26 exons. Gene Ontology annotation, molecular function: GTPase activator activity. The record is from RefSeq and is a predicted model, not a curated record. Lineage: Eukaryota; Metazoa; Chordata; Chondrichthyes; Myliobatiformes; Dasyatidae. The coding region runs from base 1 to 4350 and encodes 1449 amino acids.
AUGGAUUAUGUUGCCAAGCACUGGGAGAAAGAUGCAGAGAUGCGUCAGAGGUUGCUGCGCACAGUGAAGAAGGAGUUUUCUACAGUGCAGAAGCAGGUGAAACAGAUCAUGGAGGAAGCAGUCACCAGGAAGUUCGUACAUGAGGACAGCAGCCACAUUAUCUCCUUCUGUGCUGCAGUGGAAGCCUGCGUGUUGCACGGACUCAGGCGCAGGGCAGCAGGAUUCCUGCGGAGCAACAAGAUCGCUGCCCUCUUCAUGAAGGUGGCGAAGACGUUCCCGCUGGCCGAGCAGCUGUGCAGGAAGGUGCAGGAGCUGGAGCAGCUGAUUGAGAGCAGGAAGGCCCAAGGUGCAGUCCCUCAGGAGAACACACGGAAAUCCCAGAAAGUGCCAAGCCUGUCUGCACAGGCCCUCAAGCACCUGUGGAUCCGCACUGCUCUGUUUGAGAAGGUCCUGGACAAGAUCGUGCAGCACCUGGUGGAGAACAGCAGUAAAUACUACGAGAAGGAGGCUCUACUGAUGGACCCUGUGGAUGGGCCGAUAUUAGGAUCUCUGUUGGUUGGGCCUUGUGCCCUCGAGUACACCAAGAUGAAGACAGCUGAUCAUUUCUGGACAGACCCUUCAGCUGAUGAAUUGGUCCAGAGGCAUCGCAUCCACAGUGUGCACUGUCGCCAGGAUUCACCAACCAAACGUCCGGCCUUGUGUAUUCAGAAGAGGCAUUCGAGUGGCAGCAUGGAUGACAGGCUCUCACUCUCUGCCCGUGACUAUGUUGAGUCUCUGCACCAGAAUUCCCGAGCGACGUUGCUGUAUGGCAAAAACAAUGUCCUGGUUCAGCCGAAAGAUGAUAUGGAGCCCAUCCCAGGAUACCUUUCGCUCCAUCAGACAGCAGAGACGAUGACGUUAAAGUGGACGCCCAACCAGCUGAUGAAUGGCUCCGUGGGAGACCUGGAUUAUGAGAAAAGUGUGUACUGGGACUAUGCCAUGAACAUCCGCCUGGAGGAGAUUGUUUACCUUCACUGUCACCAGCAGAUUGACAGUGGUGGUACAGUGGUCCUGGUGAGUCAAGAUGGCAUUCAGAGACCUCCGCUCCGCUUUCCCAAGGGAGGACAUCUUCUGGCAUUCCUCUCCUGUCUUGAGAAUGGCCUCUUGCCUCGCGGGCAGCUGGAUCCUCCUUUGUGGUCACAGAGAGGGAAGGGCAAGGUCUUCCCAAAGCUGCGGAAAAGAAGCCCCCCAGGAUCUGCUGAGUCCAACUCUGACAAGGAGGAGGAGGAGGCGACAGACUACGUUUUCAGAAUAAUCUUCCCAGGCACCAACCCCGAGAUCAUCCCGCAAGACUUGAUGGAUGUUCAGGGGGGCGGCAUCCCCCUCAUGUGGCAGCCAAAUGUCCGGAAGUCCUCCUGCUCCUCAUGCUCCCAGAGUGGCUCAUCCGACGGAGGGCCAUCCAAUGGCUGCAAUCAUGAGAGGGCACCACUGAAGAUGCUUUGCGACAAUAUGAAGUACCAGAUCCUGUCCAGAGCAUUCUAUGGAUGGCUGGCCUACUGCAGACACCUCUCCACUGUGAGGACACACCUGUCCGCGCUGGUCAACCACACCAUCAUCAGUCCAGUGGCGCCCUCCAACGCAGGCUGUGGCCUCACCAGAGAGAUUUGGCACAGCUUCCUCCGGGACGGAAGGAGCUACGAGGAACAGGAGCUGCUGCGACUCAUUUACUAUGGAGGAAUUGAGGCGGAGAUUCGGAAGGAAGUGUGGCCAUUCCUCCUGGGACACUACCAGUUUGGGAUGAGCGAGGCAGAGAGGAAAGAGGUGGACGAUCAGAUCCGGAACGGCUACGAGCAGACCAUGGGGGAGUGGAUGGCUUGUGAAGCCGUGGUCCGCCAGCGGGAGAGGGAGUCGCACGCAGCAGCCUUGGCCAAGUGCUCAUCUGCAGUCAGCCUGGACGCACAGAUCCAGCGGAUGAUGCAUCGGGAUUCCACAGUCAGCACUGAGUCUUCGCAGAGUUGUAGCUCAGACAGGCAGGACCACGCCCGGCUGCAGAGUGACUCCAGCUCAAGCACACAGGUCUUUGAAUCGGUGGAAGAUACGGAGACGGAGCAAAUUGAGAAGGAAGCUGGGAUCAGCGGCGAUAAACAGGUAGCAGCCAUUCCAAAUGGCACUGUGCUGAAUGGCCCCUGCUACCCGGACUCUGGGCACCCAUCCUUGUGCAGCCAUCCCUCAACAGCUGGCUACUCGGAACACAGCUUCAGCACCGAGGAGGCAAAGCAGCUUAGCCACAGCUCCUCCGCACUGAGGCACGAGGGGAAGCUGAGAGAGUCCAAUUCAGAGGAAGAACCUCUUCCCCAAGGACUGCCCACCCAAAACCGGCUCCAAGGCGGGCUCCGUCUGCAGGAUGAACUAGAAGCAGAUAUUGUAGUGGAUGGAUCUGAAGUGGUUCCUCAGGAAGGUGAAUUACAAAAUGCGAUUCGCGCGUCAGGUGGAUCAGAAAUAGUUCCUAAGGCAAAUGGAUCUGAAGGUAUGCAUGGCAUGUCAAAUGGACUGGGAGUAGUUCCUAAAGCAAAUGGACCAGAAGUAUUUCCUAAAGUGGAUGGACCAAAAGGUGUGCAUUGUGAAUCUGAUGGAUUGGAAAUUAUUCCUACGGCGGAGGGAUCUGAAGUAGUUCCUAUGGUGGAUGGAACCGAAGUAGUUCCUACGGCAGAUGGAUCUGAAGUAGUUCCUACGGCGGAUGGAUCUGAAGUAGUUCCUACGGCGGAUGGAACCGAAGUAGUUCCUACGGCGGAUGGAACCGAAGUAGUUCCUACGGCGGAUGGAUCUGAAGUAGUUCCUACGGCGGAUGGAUCUGAAGUAGUUCCUACGGCGAAUGGAACCGAAGUAGUUCCUAUGGAGGAUGGAACCGAAGUAGUUCCUAUGGAGGAUGGAUCUGAAGUAGUUCCUACGGCGGAUGGAUCUGAAGUAGUUAGUAUGGAGGAUGGAACCGAAGUAGUUCCUAUGGAGGAUGGAUCUGAAGUAGUUAGUAUGGAGGAUGGAACUGAAGUAGUUCCUACGGCGGAUGGAUCUUUAGUAGUUAGUAUGGAGGAUGGAACGGAAGUAGUUCCUACGGCGGAUGGAUCUUUAGUAGUUAGUAUGGAGGAUGGAACCGAAGUAGUUCCUACGGCGGAUGGAUCUUUAGUAGUUAGUAUGGAGGAUGGAACCGAAGUAGUUCCUAUGGCGGAUGGAUUUUUAGUAGUUAGUAUGGAGGAUGGAACCGAAGUAGUUCCUACGGCGGAUGGAUCUAAAGUAGUUCCUACGGCGGAUGGGUCUAAAGUAGUUCCUACGGCGGAUGGAUCUGAAGUAGUUCCUACGGCAGAUGGAUCUGAAGUAGUUCCUAAGGCUGACCAAUUAAAAAGUUUGCUCCCUGUGGCAGAUCGAUUGGAAGUACCUCCUACAGUAGAUGAAUCCAAAGAUGUUCUCUGUGUGUCCGAUGGAUCAGAAAUUGUACCUAUGUCAGAGUCUGUGAGGCAGGAAGCUCCUGGCAGUGAGGGGUUGGGUUUGGAAGAUAACCUCCCUACAUCCAGAGCUGAAGGGAUGGUGACGGAGGAAGGGCUGCCCAUUGGAGAGGGAACAGAAGGACUCACCCAGGUGCAGAGCAUGGCUGAGAGCAUCGUCCCCGUAGCUUCACCAGUCUCAUCUACUGGAGUGACAUAUGCGCAAGAACUUCUGGACAUGUACACGGUCAACCUGCACCGGAUAGAGAAAGACGUCCAGCGGUGUGACCGCAACUACUGGUACUUCACACCCAGCAACCUGGAGAAGCUACGCAAUGUCAUGUGCAGUUACAUCUGGCAGCAUUUGGAAAUUGGUUAUGUCCAAGGGAUGUGUGACCUCCUGGCCCCUCUGCUGGUCGUACUGGAUAAUGAGGUCAUGGCAUUCAGCUGUUUCACCCAGCUGAUGAAGAGAAUGAAUCAGAAUUUUCCACAUGGUGGCGCCAUGGACACUCACUUUGCCAACAUGCGUUCUCUCAUUCAGAUCCUAGAUUCAGAGCUCUUUGAGUUGAUGCAUCAGAAUGGGGACUACACCCACUUCUACUUCUGUUACCGAUGGUUCCUGCUGGACUUCAAACGAGAGUUGGUCUAUGAUGACGUGUUUUCGGUCUGGGAGACCAUUUGGGCUGCAAAGUUCACCUCGUCUACACACUUUGUCCUCUUCAUUGCGCUGUCCAUGGUGGAGCUUUACCGAGACAUCAUUCUGGAGAAUAAUAUGGACUUCACAGACAUCAUCAAAUUCUUCAACGAAAUGGCUGAGCACCACGACGUAAAGCAAGUUCUGAAGUUGGCACGUGAUCUGGUUUACAAAGUGCAGAAGCUGAUCGAGAAUAAGUGAGGCGAAGGAGGGUGAAGAGCAGCGAGACAACAGCAUCCGGGCAGCACCUCGGUGGUGGGUGAAGCCGUCUAAACCUUGUCAUUUGUGGUGUUGCAUUUGUGCUGAGACCUCUGGUUUAGCCACUGUGCGCUUGGGGAGCGACAUUGAAGAUUCUGCUCCCUCGUCUCUGUGAGGUCGUGGCUUCAAAACCUUUGUACCUCUCUGUUUAAGUUGCUGAGUCUGCCGUUCCUGCCACUCCAGGGCCCCGUUCCUGUGUGUGAUCUUCCCUGUGUUUUUUACUCAAUGCUCAGGGGCGGGUGGGAGUUGGAGCACCCUGUCUAAGGCCUGUAAGGAGAUGAUGUUUUAAACCCAAUGUUUAUGGUGUUUGAUCAGGGGUGACCAUCAAAGCAGUUAGUGCAAAAGGGCUCAACAGGACAGGGAGAUAGACAGUUUGUCAGAGGCCAAGUAAACCAUGUUUGAUGCACAACAACGAUGGAAUGAACUUGAUGCACUAUAUUCGCCUUCCUUGCUCUUAAUAAGUUGCCAUUCACUCUCUGAUGCCCUCUCAUUGUGUGUUUAGGGAUCAUUUCAGUCCAGUGCCAAGAUUCCUACACAGUAGCCAGCGAUAGGUUCAUUGACUGCCAUUCUGUUGCCAACUUGGGCCGUGUAUUGUGAUCAGCUGCAGAAUUCACUGACUACCACUAGGGGACUGCAAAUGCCACAUCCAUGGACCUAUGGUGAUUGUUAUUGAGACCGAAAUUGCAGCUGCCAAACCUGUUCCUCACUCCUGUGCUUACAAUUUUCUCCUGGUUUUAAUUGAAAAGCUUCCUGGUUCUUUCAGGACUUUCGCCAGGUCCAAAGCACAAUCCUGCUCUUUCAUAUUCUCCCUUCAUUUGAACAGUUUGGGUUGGAAUUGCAGUGUUUCAUUUAGCAGGUAUCUUGUUUCUGAAUCUGGAGAUUGUGACUUUAAGUUCAAAGCCAUCUUUUGAAUCCAAUCUUUAGCCAGGUCAGGAAAACAAAAUUACUUGGUUGCUCGUCAAAAGGAUUGUAAUGAUAGCAGGAUUUAGCCACAACAUAACCAAGUCUUGAACUCAGUUCCUCGAGCUGACUCUGCCAUUUAGCGAGAACAUCACUGAUCGUGAGUACCUUUACUGACUGAUCGUCCACAGACCUCCAAUGCAGACGAUUCUAAAGGUCAGAACUCUUUUCAUGAAGAAAUUUCACCUCAUCUCAGACUUAAAUAGCCAUCCACCUCUUCUGAACUGUCCCGAGGAAGUGGCCUCUUGAUAAUUAUUAGUGUGGUAUCUCUAAGUAUAUAGUGCAUUUCAAUAAACUCAUCUCCCAUUCUUCUAAACGACAGGGAACUUGGGCUCAGCCAGAUUGCAGGUAACAUUGUUGGCACGGACUAGUUGGGCCAGUGUGCCUGGUUUUGCACUGUUUACCUUGGUCUCUAUACUCAACCUCUCUAGGAAGUUCACCCUUGCAUUCCAGGAAUCACGGUGAGGACUUCCUCCCAGAGAGUUA